Acanthosepion pharaonis is the source of this 1080-nucleotide messenger RNA. Lineage: Eukaryota; Metazoa; Mollusca; Cephalopoda; Sepiida; Sepiidae. The record is from the annotation of a GenBank genome assembly.
AUGCUUCUUAAUGUUUUUGGCUCGGAAUUGCUAGAACUCGACGAUAAAAUGAAAGGUCGGUAUAUUUUGGUGAACAAGAAACACGAGGGCGUCCUUAGCAACUUGGACAUGAUGUGUCGCGAAGAAGAAGCCGGCCCUUCUUUCUUUUUCUUUCUUUCUUUUUCUCUUUUUCUUUCUUUCUUUUUCUCUUUUUCUUUCUUUUUCUUUUUUUUUUUCUUUCUUUUCAUUCAUUCUUUUCUUUCUUUCUUUUUUUUUCUUCUUUUUUCUUUCUUUCUUUUUUCUUUCUUUCUUUUCUUUCUUUCUUUCUUUCUUUCUUUUUCUUUCUUUCUUUUUCUUUUCUUUUAUUUCUUUCUUUCUUUUAUUGGUUUUUUCUUAAAUAUAUCUUUCUUUUUUCUUUUUUCUUUUCUUUCUUUCUUUUCUUUCUUUCUUUUCUUUCUUUCUUUUUUUUCUUUCAUUUUCUUUCUUUUCUUUUACCUUUCUUUCGAUUUUCUUUCUUUCUUUUUCUUGGUUUUCUUUUUCUUUUCUUUCUUUUCUUUCUUCUUUCUUUCUUUUAUUUCUUUUCUACUUUCUUUUCUUUCUUUACCUUCCUUACUUUUCUUUCUUUUCUUUUUUCAUUUUUUCUCUAUUUUCUAUUUUCAGUUCUUUCAUUUAUUUCUUUCUUUUUUCUUUCUUUCUUUUUGUUUCUUUUUAAUUAGAGAGAGAGACUUUCUUUCUUUGGAAAUCUUUCUUUUUCCUUUCUUUCUUUUUCUUUUUAACUAUUUUCUGAUUAUUAAAUAUUUGUUUCUUUUCCUUUAUUUUCUUUCUUUCUUGACGUCGACAUUUUUUCUUUCUGAAAAACAUCUUUUUCUUUCUUUCUUUUCUUUCUUUCAAAAUAGACUUUCUUUUCUUACAAGAUCUUUUCAUUCUUUUCUUUUUUCUUCCAGAAUUUCUUUUCUUUCUACCUUUUCUUUCUUUCUUUUCUCAGCUUUCUUUGAUUUUUUUCCAAACGCACUUUCAUUUUUUCUUUUCUUUUUUAGGGCCCUUCUUUCUUUUUCUCUUUUUCUUUCUUUCUUUUUCUCUUUCUUUCUUUUCUCUUUCUGA